AUGGAGUUUAUAUCUGCAAUCAUAAGUCCUUUUGUUCAGUCAUUAAUGGAUCCUGUUAAAAAACAGCUCGGAUAUAUCUUUUCCUCCACAAAACUUGUUAGGAACAUGAAUGCCAAAAUGAAGCAACUGGAUGGUACAAUCCUUGAUGUCAAAAAGCACAUGGAAAGAAACAAUAUAAGUAAUCUGGAGAUACCUGCUCGUAUACCUAGUUGGUUGGAAGAAGUUGAAAAGACUAAAGAAAAAGCUCAAAGCAUUCCAAGUACUGGGAAUGGAUGUUUUAACAUGAAAAUGAGGUAUCGAGCUGGAAGGAAGGCAUUCAAGAUUAUGGAGGAGAUGGAAAGUUUUAUUGAUGAAAAUAGUAAGAUAACUUGGAGUGAUGCUCAAAGACCUCUUGGGAAAGUGAACUCGAAAAUCGCAUCUAGUUCUUCACCUCCGGAUGCUGGUGCCCAAAAUCACUUCAGAUCGAGAGAGAAAAGUUUUAAGGAGAUACUCGAUUUCCUUCAACAAGAUCACAAGAGCAAAGUGAUAGCCCUAUGUGGAAUGGGAGGUGUGGGAAAAACCACUAUGAUGGAACAAGUGAAAAAGACUGCAGAAGAUAAGAAGAUGUUUGAUUAUGUUGUGAAGGUGGUUAUUGGGCAACAAAUUAACAUGUUUUCUAUUCAGCAAGCUGUAGCAGAUUACAUGGGCUCAUCUCUAACUGAAAUGAGUAAAGAAGCAAGAGCAGAUCGUCUUCGUAUAACAUUUGAGAAACUUCUAGAAGGUAAAAGAAAGGUUUUGCUGAUAUUAGAUGAUGUAUGGGAGACAAUUGAACUCAAAGAUAUUGGAUUGAGUCCUUUGCCUAACGGCUUCAAGCUGUUGCUGACAUCACGAUAUGAAAAUAUUUGCAAACAAAUUGCUGUAGAAGCUGAUUCAGAUUUGAAAAUAGUUAGAGUGGAAGUGAUGGAGGAGCCUGAAGCACAAAAUUUCUUUUGGGAAAUUACAGGUGCUUUAAAACAUGAUAAGGAGCUGAAUAAAAUAGGAACAAAGAUCGUGAGAAGAUGUGGGUUUUUGCCCCUUGCCAUUAAUCUCAUUGCCAUUCGUCUUAAGUUUGAAGAAAAGGUUGCGUGGAGAGAUACACUUCGCCGUUUGGAGAAUAAAAAUCUUGAUUAUGUGCAAGAAAGUAUUAAGAUAAGCUACGAAUAUAUACAAGAAGAGGAGGAAAAAGCAAUUUUUCUUCUGUGUGGCUUGUUUCCUGAUGACUUUAAUAUUCCAAUCGAGGAACUCACAAGAUAUGCAUGGGGCCUACGGUUGUUGAAUGGAGUUUCUACUUUGGGAGAGGCUAGGGACGGGACAGAGACGCAUGUGCACAGUCUCAAAAAAGCAAAUUUGUUGAUGGAUGGCGAUGAUGAUGAUGAUGGGUGUGUCAAAAUGCAUGAUCUUGUGCUCGAUUUUGUUUUAGGAAGAGUUUCUAAGGGUGACCAUCCAUGGAUAAUCAACCAUGGUGAUAAUUCAAAGUGGAGUAGUGCCGGAAUGAGUGAGUCUUGUAACAGAAUUUCUAUUACUUGCAGGGGUAUGUUUGAGUUUCCUAGAGACUUUAAAUACCCAAACCUUGCACUUUUGAGACUUAUGCAUGGAGAUAAGUCGCUUACGUUUCCUGAAGAUUUUUAUCAAAGAAUGGAAAAUCUUGAAGUUAUAGCGUAUGAAAAUAUGCAGUAUCCGUUGCUCCUCAGAUCACUUCAGUGCUCCACUAGGCUUCGGACACUCAUUUUCCAUAAAUGCUUAUUGAUGUUUGAUUGCUCUGUUAUUGGUGAACUUUUGAAUUUGGAAGUGCUCAGUUUUGCACAUUGCGGGAUCAGAAAGUUGCAAUCCACAAUCGGAAAUUUGAAGAAGCUAAAGCUACUGGAUUUGACAGGGUGUGUAAAUCUUCAUAUUGAUGAUGGUGUCUUGAUAAAUUUGGUCGAGCUUGAAGAGCUUUAUAUGAGAGUUGCUGAUGAAGAGGCAAUUAGGUUCACAGACAGCAAUCGUGUUGAAUUAGCAGAGCUUUCAAAUCAUCUUUCUGCAUUAGAAGUUGAGUUCUUUGACAACAACGGUAUGCCGAAGAAUAUGCUGUUUACUGAACUUAAAAGGUUCAGGAUCUCUAUGGGAUGUGGUUUAGUAGAGAAUACUGACAAAAAUAUGCACUCAUUUGAAAACACAUUGAGGUUGGUCACUAACAAAAAUGAGCUAUUGGAAUCUAGCAUCAAUGAGUUGUUUGAGAAAACUUCGGUGCUUUAUUUGGAGGUGGAUGGUAUGAAUGAUAUUGAAGAAGUUUUAGUGGAAUCAGUUCAUCUUCCCCAACAGUCAUUUAAUAAUCUAAGAGUCCUUGAUGUUAUCAAGUGUAAAAACAUAAGAUACCUCUUCACAGUCCCUAUUGCAAAUUGUUUAAUGAAGCUUGAGCGCCUCACAGUUUCAAAGUGCCCUGUUCUGGAAGUACUUGCACAUAGUGAAAAUGGUGGAGAUGGGGUAAUCAAGUUUCAAGGGCUAAAGUUUCUAUCAUUGAAGAUGCUACCAGAGUUGAUAGGUCUUUGCAACACUGCUAAUGUAAUUGAGCUACCACAGCUGGUGGAGUUGGAACUUGAUGGCCUUCCUAAUUUCAGUAGCAUUUAUCCUGAGAAAACAUCUGCAACAUCUUCUAUGUCCAGUAAUGUCUCUGCAAUUCAACCUUUCUUCAACAAAGGGGUGUUGAUUCCUAAGUUGGAGAAAUUGAGGAUUUCGAGGAUAGAUAAGCUGAAAGAGAUAUGGCCUUAUCAAUUUAGUAGUAGUGACGAAGUUAAUGCCUGCAUGUUGAGAGAGAUUAGAGUGAGGGAAUGUGAUAAUCUUGUGAAUCUGUUUCCAACCAAUCCCAUGUUCUUGUUGGGUCGUCUGGAAGAGCUUCAUGUUUCAUCCUGUGGAAGCAUCAAAGUGUUGUUUAACAUCGACAUGAGUUGUGUUGGUGAAACUGAAGAAUACAGUAGCAGCUUGAGAGAAAUUAACGUAUCUAAUUUGGAGAUGCUAAGAGAGUUGUGGAGGAUGAAAGGUGAAAGUAGCUCUGAUAUCCUCAUCCGUACCUUUCAAGCUGUUGAAAGUAUAGAAAUACAAGAGUGCGAGAGGCUUGUAAACGUAUUCACACCGACUGUCACCAAUUCUGACGUGGGAAUACUUAUGAAUGUGAGUAUAGAUGGUAGGAGACCUUGUGAAGCAAGAAAGAGAAACAUCGAAUUGGUUCAGAAAAGCAAGGAGAUUAAUGUAAUAUCCAAGGCAGAGAUCAUUUCAGAGGUGGAUGUGGUGUUUGAGAUAGAGAGUUCCAGUAGCAGCAGCACAGAUUUGACAACAACUCUGCAUAAAUAUAAUCAUCAACCACCACCACUACUACUUCCCCACCUCAAGGAAUUAUAUUUAGUAAAUAUGUCGAGGAUGAGUGAUGUGUGGAAGUGCAAUUGGAAGAAACUUGUAAUUCCUCAAAACCAAUCACAAUCCUACUCAUUCCACAACCUCACAAACAUAUACAUGGAAAAGUGUCAUAUCAUAAAGUACUUAUUUUCACCUCUCAUGGGCAAACUUCUUCCCAACUUAAAGGAGGUCUGGAUAAGGUGGUGUGAUGGUAUUAAAGAAGUUGUUUCAAAUAGAGAUAUUAAUGAUGAAAAUGAAGAAAUAAUAUCUUCUACUCACACAAACACCUUCUCCUUCCCUCUUCUUGAUUCUCUCUACCUUGAUUCUCUGCCACGCCUAAAGAGUAUCGAUGGCGGUACUACGAUCACAACUACUUCCAUCCAUGAUCAGUUCAAGUGUUCUCAAGUCGGUGUUGCUUCGUGGUUCUUAUGCCAAUACUCCAAAAAGAUUGAGAUAUAUAAUUGUCCUGCCCUAUCAAGAGUGUUUCCAUCCAAUGUAGUGGGACAACUGAAUAAGCUUGAAGAGUUGAGAAUAAAAGAAUGUAAGUCAAUGGUGGAGAUAUUUGAAAGUAAAGAAAUAAACAAAGAUGGUGUUGAUAGUACUACGAAUGUUGGUGAUGGAAGUGAUGAUACUUGUACUGCAAUCACCAUCCCAAGGUCGGCCAAUAUGACACUGCUUCAAUUGCCCAACCUAACAAUAUUGGUCAUCAGUAAAUGUGAAGUUUUGGAAUAUAUAUUCACAAGUUCCACACUUGAAAGCCUCAAGCAACUCAAAGAAUUGACUGUAGCAGAAUGCAAGGCAGUGAAAGUGAUUGUGAAGGAAGACACAGAGCACACAGAAAAAUCUAAAUCUAUUAUAGUCUUCCCACGUCUCAAGUCCCUUACACUUGUAGAUUUACCAGAUCUCAAGGGUUUCUUCUUGGGGACGAAUGAGUUCAGGUGGAAAGCAUUGGAAAAGGUUAAGAUUUAUGGCUGCCCACAAAUGAUGAAUUUCACAUCUGGUCACUCCAAGGCUCCGAAGCUCAACUACAUACAUACAGGAUUAGGCAAGCAUAGUCUUGAUCAAUAUGGCCUCAACUUCCAUUUGACCAAUGCUACACAUGAGGUAUGUCGUUUUAUGAUGUUCAACAUAUUAUUUGCUUACAAAAAUUAG
This is a messenger RNA of Lactuca saligna, 4539 nucleotides long. NCBI's taxonomy places the organism in Eukaryota, Viridiplantae, Streptophyta, Magnoliopsida, Asterales, Asteraceae. The record is from the annotation of a GenBank genome assembly.